Ectocarpus siliculosus is the source of this 3469-nucleotide messenger RNA. The record is from the annotation of a GenBank genome assembly. NCBI's taxonomy places the organism in Eukaryota, Phaeophyceae, Ectocarpales, Ectocarpaceae.
AUGGCGGAGGAAUUCGCCGGCCGAACGCCUCCUGCGGCUGUAGACCCGAUGGGCAACGGGGCGCUGUCUCCUGGUGGAGCCGCGGCGGCCGCGGGGGAGGACGACCCCAUGGAAGUAGGCAGCGCCAAGUCGGGAGACGAUGGUGGCCUGUCGUCAAACUCGCCUGCUGGGGGUGCUGAGGACGCCAACGGGUUUGUAGAGAACGGGGAUGCUGAGGACGCCAUGAUGUCCGAGGCGGGGGCGGGAGCGCAAGGCGUGGAGGAGGGCAAGGAGGAAGACGAGAGCGACUCCGAUGUAGAGCUGGAAGGCAUUGAUAUGGAUGGGCUAGAAGAAGAGGAGGAGGAAGAAGAAGAGGAAGAGGAAGAGGAAGAGGAGGAGGCUUCAGGCGAAGCGGAAGAGGACGAGGACGCCGCUGAGGAGGAAGAGGAGCUGGAGGAGGCGGGACAGGGGGGAGACGCGGAAUCCAUGCCCCCCCCACCUGCCGGCAAGGGGAAGGGCAAGGCCAAGGGGGGCAAGGGCCUGGCCAGCGCCGGCGGUCAGAAGGAAGACCACUCGUUCGAUGAGGUGGUGUCGGAGCACUCCAAGAACCUGGAAGAGCUUCGGGAGCGGCAAAAGGCGGCGGAUGGGCAAUUCGGGGGCAACGCGGAGACGCGGCUCCAGUACCUCAUGCAGCAGUCCGAGGUCUUCACGCACUUCUUGGACAGCACGAGUUUCGGGAAGGAGAAGGGCGGGAAGGGGUCCAAGAAGGGCGGGAAGGGAGACGGGGUCAGGGGGCGAAUGAAGGAGCAGGAGGAGGACAAGCUGCUGCUGGCGACGGCGGCUAGCAAGGCCAGGGUGACUCGCCUCUCCAAGCAGCCCGACCUCAUCAAGUUUGGUACGAUGAGGGCCUAUCAGCUGGAAGGGCUUAACUGGAUGAUCAAGCUCCACGACAACGGCAUCAACGGCAUCCUGGCUGACGAGAUGGGAUUGGGCAAGACCCUGCAAAGCAUCAGCGUGCUAGCGUACCUGAAGGAAGACAGGGGGAUUAACGGCCCGCACAUCGUCAUCGUGCCCAAGUCCACGGUCGGCAACUGGAUGAGAGAGUUCAAGAGGUGGUGCCCGUCGAUCAAGACGGUCAAGCUGUUGGGCAACAAGGCCGAGCGGAAGGCUGUGUGCGAGAACGUGCUCGACACCGGAAACUUCGACGCGUGCGUGGCGUCGUACGAGAGCGUGCUCAAGGAGUCGUCCACCCUCAAGAAGAUCAAGUGGCGUUACCUGCUGAUCGACGAGGCCCACCGCAUCAAGAACGAGAACUCCUCUCUGUCCAAGACUGUCAGCUUGGAGACGGACAAGAGCGCCCGCGACAACGUGAUCAAGAAGCUACACACCAUCCUCCGACCCUUCAUGCUCCGCCGCAUCAAGGCCGACGUGGAGAAGGACCUUCCUCCCAAGAAGGAGGUGAAGCUGUACAUCGGCAUGACGCCCAUGCAGCGCAAGUGGUACAAGGACCUGCUGAACAGGGACGUUGGCAACCUCAACACCCUCGGGGGGCCGGACAAGAUGCGCCUGCUCAACAUCCUCAUGCAGCUCAGAAAGGUGUGCAACCACCCUUACCUCUUCGACGGAGCCGAGCCAGGACCCCCCUUUGUGAACGGCUCACACCUCUGGGAGAACGCCGGAAAGAUGGUGCUCCUGCAGAAGCUGCUGCCGAAGCUGCGGAUGCAGGGGAGCAGAGUCCUCCUCUUCUGCCAGAUGACACGGCUGCUCGACAUCCUCGAGGACUACAUGCACCUCCAAGGGUAUGACUACUGCCGCAUCGACGGCAGCACGGACGGCGAGUCUCGCGACUCCCAGAUGGACGAGUUCAACGAGCCUGGCUCUUCCAAGUUCCUCUUCCUGCUCUCCACGCGCGCCGGGGGGCUCGGGAUCAACCUCGCCACCGCCGACGUGGUUAUCCUGUACGACUCCGACUGGAACCCCCAGCGCGAGCUUAUGGCGAUGGUCAAGUUCGGGGCGGAUGAGAUCCUUCGCAUGGACGACAGCCAGGGCCUCACGGAUGAGAGCAUCGACGAGCUGCUCCGCAAGGGAGAGGAGAAGACGGAGGAGACCAACGCCCGGAUACAGAAGGACAUGCAGCACAAUCUGCUGACGUUCAAGAUCGAUGAAGAGGACGGCAUCAACACGUUCCUGUUCGAGGGGUCUGACCACAGGGAGGGAGGGGCGGCGAACGGAACGGGUGCGUUCAUCAACCUUCCUACCAGGCAGCGCAAGAGCAAUUACGACGUGAACGAGUACUACCGCGCACGGAUGGACUCCAACAAGAACAUUCCCGGCGUACGCAAGCGGAAGGGCAUCACGAUGCACGAUUUCCAGUUCUACGACCGCGAGGCCCUUGAGGCACUCCAGACCAAGGAGCACGACUUGGCGGACCGGAAGAAUGCCAUCAUCAACGAGAUCAAGGAGCUGAGAACCCGGUGCAAGAGGAUGGAGGCCCACGGGGGAGAGGAAGAACACGCCGCUCAGCUGGAGAAGACGGCCAGCGGGCUGGAGCUGUCAUCCAAGGAGCAGGAUCAGAAGAAGAAGCUGAUCGACAACGCCUUCGGCGACUGGAACCGGAAAGACUUCCGCGCGUUCGUUGCCGCUACAGAGCGCCACGGUCGGGAUGAUACGGAGGCGGUGGUGCGGGACGUGUGCCUGGAGACCGCGAAGACGGAGGAGAACGUUCGGAAGUACAUCAAGGUGUUCUGGAAGCGAUGCCGAGAGCUGGCGGACCACCCGAAGAUCAUGGAGAAGAUCGAGAAGGGCGAGAAGCGGAUCUUCCGCUCCAAGCAGAUCCGCUCUGCCAUCGACAGCAAGGUUUCGCGACACGCUAACCCGUGGAGUGACCUCACCAUCAACUACUACGGUGGCAAGGGGAAAGUGUUCACGGAGGAAGAGGACGCGUUUCUGCUGAACAUGAUGCACCGAUACGGCUACGGCAACUGGGAGGUCAUCCGCAUGGAGAUCCGCAAGGCUUGGCAGUUCCGGUUCGACUGGUUCUUCAAGAGCAGAAAUGCGGCCGAGCUGCAAAGGAGGGGUGACACGCUCAUCCGCCUGGUGGAAAAGGAGAACGAGGAACUAGAGACUACCGGCAACGGCGGCAAGAAGCGGAAGAGCUUUUCCUCCUCAGACCAGACUGCCUCCUCCAAAAAGAAGAGGCAAUCCUCCUCCACCCCCGCCACCGGCAAGAAGCAACGCCGUCGAUGAGCCACGGUUACGAAGCACCUUCUUGCGAUGAGCCACGGGCAAGAAGCAACGGCGGCGACUAGCCACAGCGGUUACCAAGCAACGGCGGCAAUGAGCGGCGGUUAUGAAAAGCAAGCACCAGUAGACCUUAUGGUCGGAGGUUGACGACGCUGUGGCUGAAAAUUCGGUUCCUGUCUGACCGACGAUCGACCAUUCAUCACCGAUUCUGGGGGCGCCGCGGAUUGUAUCGGUAACGGGGGUGGUG